UUAUCAUCUCGGUUGGGGAUCGUCCCAGUUCUCUAGUCUUGAUUAUAUGCCCAACUGGAAGUUACCCUACGAACGCAUGGCUUACACGGAUAAAUAUUGGAACAUCUAUUUGCCAUGGCUGCCGUCAUCGGUUAGAGACAAUGGGUUAUAUUACAAUGUUGGCGCGUAGUCGCAACAAUAGCAUGAAGGUGCUCCAUUAUCUUGAGCAAAACAAUUGGGUGAAUACACAGACGGCUGCUGUUUUCAUAGAUUUCACUUUAUACAAUGCGGAUGCGAAUAUCUUUACCAUUUGCAAUUUGCUGGUGGAGCGAACGCCAUUUGGCACUUUGGUACCUCGUGUCGAUGUCCAAAGCAUUAAAUUGCAAGUCUUGGAUCAGCUGGGCACACUCGGUCUAAUUGUGUCCAUCAUAUAUGUGUUGGUGCUCAUUCAGUUCUCCAAGACACUGGUGGUCACACUUUGGUACGAGCCAUCAAAGCUGCGCAGCAUGUGGAAUAAACUGGACUUGGCCAUUUUGGUGCUCAAUAUUCUGGUGGUCAUAUUGAUCAUCGUACAGGAGUUCAUGGUCUCGACGCUGCUCGAACAAAUUGAGUAUGCGAACAAGUUGCAAUUUCUGGACUUUCGGAGACCCGCGAUUGUGAAGCAUGUAUGCAGCAUUGUCCUCGGAAUCCUUGUACUCUUGACCACGUUGCGGCUGUGGAAGGUUCUUCAAUUUUCCAGCGUCUUUCAGCUCUUCUCACAUGCUCUGUUUAGCGCGUGGCAAGCUCUGGCGAGCACCGCAUUACUUAUCUCCAUUUUCCUGGUCGCAUUUGGCAUCGCUGUGGCAAUCAUCAAUGGCAACAAUACGAUGAAUUUCAAUUACAUAAUGAGAAGCAUUGCCAAUUCGUUGUGCUUCUCAUUUGGCUUCAGCCAACACAUCAGUCCCAAUGAUCUCUUCUAUGGUGGAGUGGGCAUGGGCAUAAUCCUAUAUUUGAUACUCACUUUUGUGAUUGCGCAGCUGCUGAUUAACGUAUUUGUCUCGACGAUCAAUGGAUACUUCGUUUAUGCCAAGUCGGUGCGUGAUGCCAAAGCUCAACAGCCGAUUAAUUUUCUGGAAUUUCUGCGUGUCGAGUACCACGGUGUCUUUGAAAUGUUCCGUAAGGUGCCCUGCAUCAAUCGUGGAUAUCGCAGCGGUAAUCGCACGGUGGCUGACUAUAUCAAAUAUACUUUGGAUGACAGACAUAAGAAGAGCGUUAAAUCCAAACAUCAUGCAUUGGCCAUAGGGAUUUCAACGGGGCGAUGAAAAUUUGGAUGAGGCCACGAAGCAUGACAAUUAUAAGAAACGCAUUGUUCGACUCUAUAAUAUUGCAAGCGUAAUGCAGACUCAAAUGCAACUGUUGGAACACUUCUGGGAGUUGGACGUGGAUAAAACUAAAAAGGAUAAACCAAGAUCGCCCAAGGAAGAGGACUCAGAAUCCGAUGAAGAUUACAGUGUUUAAUUAUUAAAUAACACAGACAUUUUAAAGCUACAAUUACUCAUUUUAAAAUAAUGAACUUUAAAGUUCAUUAAACUACAGUAACCUUGUCAAUAAGCCACAAGACCUUGACACACAUUCACAGUCAAUUACACACAUACAUAAGUAUGUUGCUGCUUGAAUAAAUAAUUGCUGUGGUUGACAAAAAUGUAACUUCAAAACAAACCAUUUAAUCCACUGCUCAAUGUGGCCCAUAGCUGCGUUCACUACAGCCAAUUAUUUUUGCUAAGCGACGUGAGUUGCAUUCAAAUUUAUUAUUGCUCUUUUGUUUACUUUUGCUAAAAGCACCAUAAACUGAUUAAAAAUGCUUAAGUG
Molecule: messenger RNA, 1827 nt
Organism: Drosophila albomicans
Lineage: Eukaryota; Metazoa; Arthropoda; Insecta; Diptera; Drosophilidae
Product: polycystin-2-like
Exons: 2
Coding region: 141-1280 (379 amino acids)
Biological process (GO): detection of mechanical stimulus
Cellular component (GO): membrane
Molecular function (GO): calcium ion binding; calcium channel activity
Source: RefSeq, a predicted model, not a curated record